AUGGCGAAAGGAAAGAGUGUCAACCCAGCGGAUGCCUUUCGCAAGGCGCAACGCAAGAAAGAGUUAAAGAAGAACAAAGAGCAGAGACAGAAGAACCGUGACUUUGCCCUAGUGAAGAAGGAUACUUCUGAACUGGAAGAUGAGCUUGCGAAGCUAGAAGAGAAAUCUGACCAGACGAAGGAAGACAAGGAGCGGAUAAAGCAAUUAAAAACCGAGCUGGAAACCAUCCAGAAGAAGAAGGAAGAGUAUGUAGCGGAGCACCCAGAGCACCGACACUUGGUCUUCAAGCGCCGCAAAGCGAAGGAGGGAGAAGAGGAACCUGAGAAGCCCAAGGGGCCUCAGACGCGGAACGUCUUCGACAAGCAUGGGAUUCCUAGGCAUCCCGAACGGAGUAUCUACUAUGACCCGGUCUAUAAUCCGUACGGUGUGCCUCCUCCCGGGAUGCCCUACAUGGAACGACCAUUAAGGCCGGAUGAGGUCGCGAGCGACCAGGAAGAAGGUCUGUACAUGCAGUGCCCCUUGCCUGAGUCCGACGAUGAUAUUGUCAUGCCCGAGGGCCCUCCUCCUGGGGGUAAUGAAAGUAAUGUAGAUAGUGAUGACGAUAUUCCAAUGCCUGAGGGACCUCCCCCACCCAAGCCUGGACAAGACCCCCCUCUGCCGCCUGGACCUCCGCCUAUGCCGAAUCAGAUCCCUCCCUUUCCACCCCACAAUACUGGUCCUUUCGCGCCUCCUCCCCCACCGCCAGGUAUACCAAUACCUCCGCCAGGAUUCCAAGGGCAGGUACCACCGCCACCACCUCCUGCGGGGUUCCCACUACCACCGCCUCCCGCAGGGUUCCCGCCAAUGUCGUAUCCGCCGCCACCCCCUGCAGGGUUCCCCUUCCCGUCAGGUCCACCCAUGUCCCCUCCGCCCCCGGGAUUCUUCCCUCGCCAGCAGUCGAAAGGGUCUAUGCAAGACCCCUUAUCAUCAAUUCCCCACCAGACCUUCCAAGCGCAUCGUGCUACCGUGGCUUCUGCCCCACCCCCACCUGCGGCAGGGCUUCCGCCGAAACCCAACGCGGGCGUUAGUCAAGAGGUGACUGCCGCAGCUACGAUAACUGCUGCGCCCGAGCUGCGCGAUUUCAAGAAGGAAAGCACGGCGUUCGUCCCUACCGCGCUGAAGCGGAAGAAGGUGGGCGCUGGUACUAGCACGGCUACUGCAGGGAAGAUCAACGCAGCCCCGUCCGUGUCUGGAGGUGAGGCAGAGGCCGGUCCGGCGAGGCCUGAUUUGAUGACUGCAUUGAGGGGGACACUUGGGGAGGUGAAGUCCGGUGACAAACACGAAACGGGUAGUACAGGUAAGGGCACCGGGAAAGAUGACUAUGCAAAGUUCAUGGAGGAGAUGGGGGAUAUAUUAUAG
This is a messenger RNA of Gloeophyllum trabeum ATCC 11539, 1398 nucleotides long. RefSeq lists its product as uncharacterized. The transcript is spliced from 7 exons. NCBI's taxonomy places the organism in Eukaryota, Fungi, Basidiomycota, Agaricomycetes, Gloeophyllales, Gloeophyllaceae. Gene Ontology annotation, biological process: RNA processing. Bases 1 to 1398 code for a protein of 465 amino acids. The record is from RefSeq and is a predicted model, not a curated record.